Oikopleura dioica is the source of this 387-nucleotide messenger RNA. The record is from the annotation of a GenBank genome assembly. NCBI's taxonomy places the organism in Eukaryota, Metazoa, Chordata, Appendicularia, Copelata, Oikopleuridae.
AUGACGGACUCUAUCGCAAGUGAAGUGAAACAGGCGAAGAAAAAGACGAAAGUGAAACAGUUUCACUGGUCAGGAAGAUUUAGUAAAAAACCGCGGCCAGAAACACCAGUUUAUGUUCCACUGGCUGAAAGAAUGUACAAGCAAGAGAAUUCACUGCCAGAUCGAUUCAAAGCUAAACCAGCUCCAGUAGCCGUCAAGUCCAUUGCGUCCCCAAGAAACACGAUUCCCAGCGGACCCUGUCUUGCCACAUAUGCAAGAAAAGGAAAAACACGGCGCGAAUUGGAAGGCGAGCGGCUACGGAACGAGAGAAACGCGAAAUUGCACUCGUCAGCUAAUGCCGAUUUGCAGAAGAAGACGAAAAAGGGGAUUAUCAAGCGAAAGAAGUAG